AGCGCCAGAGAGGGAUGCGCAGAGGCGGGGACUCAGAGGCCUCUAUGUGAUUGGCUAGCAACUCAGGGAGCCGGGCGCUGUCCCGAUGAUUGGCAGGCGCUAGACAGCCCUCGGAAACCGCCUAAGCUUCGCCCAUUGGCAUCCUGAGAGAGUAGGCGGGAUUGAUUCAUCGUGUGGUGCUGAUGAUUAGCUGGCGGCUGAGAGUUAGGGUGUUAGGAGAGAGCUCGGGGACGGCGGGGGCGGCCAACUUCCUUCUUGUUAUUGGCUAGCGAGGUGGGUGGGGGUGGUGCGACGGCCCAGGAGCUGUUUGGGAUUGGUGGCUGCUGGCGUGAGUGACAGACAGGGGGGCGAGCUGCGCGACCAGCGGUUUGUUUUUCGGAGCGUUCCUGAGGUGGAGAACGGUGGCCGGACGGAGCGACUGUGGGUCUGAGGGACUGGCGGGCGGGCGGGCCGAGCGGCGCUGCCGAGGCCGGGUUGGGCCGAGCCCAGGAGCGCCCGGGAUGUAGCGGGCCACCCUGCUCAUGCCACAGCGCCCGGCCGCGGGCGGAGCCGGAGCCGGAGCCUGGGGAGGCGGCGGGGGCCCCGAGCGCAGCCCGCGCCCCCCGCGCGGAGCCAGGCCCGCUGCCGUCCCCGCCGCCCGGGACCGCGGCAUGCAGCCCCGGCUGCGGAGGUGACACUCACGGGUCCGAGACGCCGCCGCCGCCAUCGCCACCAUGGACGAACAGGAGGCAUUGAACUCAAUCAUGAACGAUCUGGUGGCCCUCCAGAUGAACCGACGUCACCGGAUGCCUGGAUAUGAGACCAUGAAGAACAAAGACACGGGUCACUCAAAUAGGCAGAAAAAACACAACAGCAGCAGCUCAGCCCUUCUGAACAGCCCCACAGUAACAACAAGCUCAUGUGCAGGGGCCAGUGAGAAAAAGAAAUUUUUGAGUGACGUCAGAAUCAAGUUUGAGCACAACGGGGAGAGGCGAAUUAUAGCGUUCAGCCGGCCUGUGAAAUACGAAGAUGUGGAACACAAGGUGACAACAGUAUUUGGACAACCUCUUGAUUUACAUUACAUGAACAAUGAGCUCUCCAUCCUGCUGAAAAACCAAGAUGAUCUUGAUAAAGCAAUUGACAUUUUGGAUAGAAGCUCAAGCAUGAAAAGCCUUAGAAUAUUGCUGCUGUCCCAGGACAGAAACCAUAGCAGUUCCUCCCCCCAUUCUGGGGUGUCCAGACAGGUGCGGAUCAAGGCUUCUCAGUCCGCAGGGGAUAUAAAUACUAUAUACCAGCCCCCUGAGCCCAGAAGCAGGCACCUCUCCGUCAGCUCCCAGAACCUUGGUCGAAGCUCACCUCCCCCUGGCUAUGUUCCUGAGCGGCAGCAGCACAUUGCCCGGCAGGGGUCCUACACCAGCAUCAACAGUGAGGGGGAGUUCAUCCCAGAGACCAGCGAACAGUGCAUGCUGGAUCCCCUGAGCAGUGCAGAAAAUUCCUUGUCUGGAAGCUGCCAAUCCUUGGACAGGUCAGCAGACAGCCCAUCCUUCCGGAAAUCACGAAUGUCCCGUGCCCAGAGCUUCCCUGACAACAGACAGGAAUACUCAGAUCGGGAAACUCAGCUCUAUGACAAAGGGGUCAAAGGUGGAACCUACCCCCGGCGCUACCAUGUGUCUGUGCACCACAAAGACUACAGCGAUGGCAGAAGAACAUUUCCCCGAAUACGGCGUCAUCAAGGCAACUUGUUCACCCUGGUGCCCUCCAGCCGCUCCCUGAGCACAAAUGGCGAGAACAUGGGUCUAGCUGUGCAAUACCUGGACCCCCGUGGGCGCCUGCGGAGUGCAGACAGCGAGAAUUCCCUCUCUGUGCAGGAGAGGAAUGUGCCAACCAAGUCUCCCAGUGCCCCCAUCAAUUGGCGCCGAGGAAAGCUCCUGGGCCAGGGUGCCUUUGGCAGGGUCUAUUUGUGCUAUGACGUGGACACAGGACGUGAACUUGCUUCCAAGCAGGUCCAGUUUGACCCAGACAGUCCUGAGACAAGCAAGGAGGUGAGUGCUCUGGAGUGUGAGAUCCAGUUGCUAAAGAACUUGCAGCAUGAGCGCAUCGUGCAGUACUAUGGCUGUCUGCGGGACCGUGCUGAGAAGACCCUGACCAUCUUCAUGGAGUACAUGCCAGGGGGCUCCGUGAAAGACCAGCUGAAGGCCUAUGGUGCUCUGACAGAAAGUGUGACCCGAAAGUACACGCGGCAGAUCCUGGAGGGCAUGUCCUAUCUGCACAGCAACAUGAUCGUUCACCGGGACAUUAAGGGAGCCAACAUCCUCCGAGACUCUGCUGGGAAUGUGAAGCUGGGGGACUUUGGGGCCAGCAAACGCCUGCAGACGAUCUGUAUGUCAGGGACGGGCAUGCGCUCCGUCACUGGCACACCUUACUGGAUGAGUCCUGAGGUGAUCAGCGGUGAGGGCUAUGGAAGGAAAGCAGACGUGUGGAGCCUGGGCUGCACUGUGGUGGAGAUGCUGACAGAGAAACCACCGUGGGCAGAGUAUGAAGCUAUGGCCGCCAUCUUUAAGAUUGCCACCCAGCCCACCAAUCCUCAGCUGCCCUCCCACAUCUCUGAACAUGGCCGGGACUUCCUGAGGCGCAUUUUUGUGGAAGCUCGCCAGAGACCUUCAGCUGAGGAGCUGCUCACACACCACUUUGCACAGCUCAUGUACUGAGCUCUUAUGGCCACGCAGCUGCCGGCCGCCCUUUGCUGCUGGGGGCUGCUGCGAGGCUCAGCGAAGUUGCUGCUUCUCCCAGGCAAGGCUGUGGACCAUGGAGCAGCAGCCCAGCUAGCAUCUGUCUGUGCCCCUUCUGCCACUGGGGCUCAGAGCUGGGGUGGGGUGGCUGUAGCCUCAGGACUGGGAGACCCCACCCUGUCAUAUCCAGGAGCUCCAGUGUCCUGAGCUCAGCAUGGAGGGGUAGGGGCUGGGAAUAAUGUGCAAGGCAGCCGUGGGCCCCACCCUUGGGGAUGUGUCCUGACACUGCAAUUGGCACUGAAGCCCAGAGGGUCUGGGGGCACGGGACUGACGCCAGGGUAUGAAGAGUGUUAUUUUCAUUCAGAAGAGUGUUAUUUUGUUUUUCCUUGCAAUGUCUGGAGACCAGCAGGGCAUCUCCAGGUUAGAUGAGCUCCCACAAGCCUGAGGGAAAGGCCAGCACCCCACAGCAGUGGCAGGCAGAAGCCCAGGCUGCCCUCCCCUAGAGCCCCAGGUUGGCUCUGCCAGUCCUGUCCUUUACCAAAGAUGAAUGAAGCAAAUGUCAUGCUGCCUUAUUCAGGGAAGGAGGAGCCAGUCCUGCCUGUGCCCAUGACCCUGCCUCCCCCAGGCAGGGGCCUGUGAUGUCGAACUGCUGCCACUGGGGGGAUCCAGUUUUGUCAAUGCAGUUGUCUGUUUUACAAGUCAAGAGUCACUCUUACGCUGUACCCAGUUUCUAAACUGGAGACUGUGUGUACCCUCUGGGCUCUGAGUACCUGCUGUGGGCUUGGGCCUAGGCUACAUUGGAAAGAGCUGAAGGUCAUGGUCUUUGUGCUCCUGGCCUAGCAUCUGUUUCCCACUGGAGCAGAAGGGGAAAUGGAUGACAUGGCAGGGGCAUCUGGCCUGGCUGGUGCCCUGGUCCCAGAGAGCAUGAGGUAUCUCAGGCUGUCUGAGUCAUGACCUGCUAGGCCAGAGCCCACUCUGGUAGAAGGGAAAGCCCAUGUGCUGUCACCAGCUGUGUCCAAAACUGCCAGCUCUGUUCUUCCUUAGUCAGCCUUGCCCAUCCCCAUGAGGUCUCAGCCUUUUUCCCUUCUAGCUCCUUCCCUAGGGGAGGAAUGACAGCAGGGAUUGGGGAAACAGCAUCUCCAAGCAGCUUAGAGUCGGUCAUAUUUACCUCAGCCUGGGCGCUGGUCCUUUCUUCCGGCCCCUCCCCUCCAAAAUGUGCCUAUUGCUAGAGCUCCUCCCUCUCAACACCCAUUUUCCUUGGGAGUUGUCAUUAAAGGAAAAAAAAAAAAAAAGCCAGUGCCCAGGGAUGGGCGUCUCCAGGGAGCUGGGGAUUAGUGCCAGACAGCCCUGCCAGCCAUGCCUACAUCCCCACGGGCACAGAACAAGCCAAAGCCUUCGUUGUAUGUUGACGAUGCACUUUUAUGAAUGUAGUUUCUAUCGCUGUUUUUAGCCUUUUCACAUGAUGUAAUGUGAGGCCUUGUACUUGUUAAUUUAUAUCUCAGAUCAUAUUUGAUGGUUUUUAUAUAUAUCAAUUCUAGACUGUUACAGGUGAUGGACGCCUCGAGAGAGAGAAGAGAAAAUGAAAGCAGCUGGUUUUGCAGAAGUGUGUGUCACAUGGUGCCAGUUGGGCCUAGACCCCUCUGUUUCCAUCCCUUUUCCCCCAGGGGCUCUGUCGGCCCCUGCACCCCACACUGUCCUCUGAAGACAGCAUAGGCUCCUGCUUCACCUCGGCCCUUGCCCAGGGUGGGGCCUGGCCCUUACCUCGACCAAAGCUGCUGUGUGGCAGCUCGGCCUCUCCGUGACCCCAUCCUGCUGGCUGCACACUCCUCCUGGUCCGCACCCCCAUCCCCAGUCCCUGUUCCCUAAGAGGAUACAGAGCACAGUGCUGGCUGACUCUACUGUGUGUCCCAGGUUCAGGCUCACAGAGCCCCACCCCCUGGGGUGGUACCUCACUGGGAAUUUUUUUUUUUUUUUGGAGACAAGAGUCUCACUCUGUUGCCGGCUGGAGUGCAGUGGCAUGAUCUCAGCUCACUGCAGCCCUCACCUCCCAGGUUCAGGCAAUUCCCCUGCCUCAGCCUCCUGAGAACCUGGGACUACAGGUGUGUGCUACCACACCCAGCUAAUUUUUGUAUUUUUAGGAGAGGCAGGGUUUCACCAAAUUGGCCAGGCUGGUCUUGAACUCCUGGCCUCAUGAUCGGCCUGCCUCAGCCUCCCAAACUGCUGGGAUUACAGGCAUGAGUCACUGCACCCAGCUGGGAAUGUGUUUUAAAAAUGAAUUUGAAGACAAGCCAACAAACCAUACACUCCAAAAAAGCAAAACAGACCCUAAUUUUUUGUGCCAAAAACUGUGGACAUGCUGGCUCAGCAUCCUCAGGACCAAGUUGUUGCUUAAUUUUAAUUUAUUGUUUUUUAAUAAUCCAGAUAAAAAGUUUGGGGCUUCAGGAUGACCUGGGCCCGAAGGUUCUGAAGGUCAGUUUCCUGGCAGCCUCAGGCUUGCUGUGAGAAGGGGCUGCGUCACUUUCUCAUCAUUCCAUGGGGUGUGUCUGCCUGGGCCAACUUUGCAUGCAGAGGCCAGGGCUGGUGACAGUCCACACUCUGCCGCCCUCCUGCCCCUCCCACCCUAGCUCUGCGUCUGUGUCUGAAUUGUGGAUCAUGCAGAACAACCUGCAGCCAUAGUUAUUUGACUAUAUCUUGACCGAGGGCUUGCAGUGCAAAGCCAGGCCAGUGUUGCGCAUUACUUACAAUAAAAGGGAUCAUUUAUAUCA
This is a messenger RNA of Callithrix jacchus (white-tufted-ear marmoset), 5473 nucleotides long. RefSeq names its product mitogen-activated protein kinase kinase kinase 3 (gene MAP3K3). Lineage: Eukaryota; Metazoa; Chordata; Mammalia; Primates; Cebidae. Gene Ontology annotation, biological process: protein phosphorylation. The record is from RefSeq and is a predicted model, not a curated record. Gene Ontology annotation, molecular function: protein binding; protein kinase activity; ATP binding.